Verticillium alfalfae VaMs.102 is the source of this 642-nucleotide messenger RNA. RefSeq names its product diacylglycerol pyrophosphate phosphatase. The coding region runs from base 1 to 642 and encodes 213 amino acids. Gene Ontology annotation, molecular function: phosphatidate phosphatase activity. The record is from RefSeq and is a predicted model, not a curated record. Gene Ontology annotation, biological process: phospholipid metabolic process. The transcript is spliced from 4 exons. Lineage: Eukaryota; Fungi; Ascomycota; Sordariomycetes; Glomerellales; Plectosphaerellaceae.
AUGGCGAUCAUAGCUUUUGUUGAACCGUUCCACCGCAUGUUUUUCGUCAAUGAUUUACACAUCAUGUUCCCACAUGCCGAGGUUGAGAGAGUUAGCGUCCAGUGGAACUUCAUCUAUGCACUUUUCAUUCCCCUCAGCGUCCUCAUCGUAUGGAAUUUCGUUACCCGUGCAUCCGUCCACAAGCAUGAGGUGACCUACCUCUGCUUUGGUAUCGCGCUCGUCAUGACCUCCUUCAUCACCGAUGUCGUCAAAAACGCAGUGGGCCGCCCACGUCCCGAUCUCGUGGCGCGAUGCAAGCCUGAGCCUGGCACACCUGUCGAUGUCCUUGUCUCCAUCAGCGUCUGUACGGAGACCGCCCAUCACCUCUUGCAUGAUGGAUGGCGAUCCUUCCCGUCCGGACAUUCUUCCUUCUCAUUCGCAGGUCUCGGCUUCCUGAGUUUGUUCUUUGCCGGCCAGCUCCACGUCUUCCGUCACGAGUCUGGCGGACGGGAUCUUAGCCGCGCCUUGGUCUGCUUGGUACCACUACUUGGCGCUGCGCUCAUUGCCAUUAGCAGCCACACCCGUACCCUGGGACGGAGUCGAAGGCUGGGUGGUCGCGCGUACGGGACGAGGAGGACAGUGCGGGUCAACGACCAGAUGUAG